Molecule: messenger RNA, 1594 nt
Organism: Penaeus vannamei (Pacific white shrimp)
Lineage: Eukaryota; Metazoa; Arthropoda; Malacostraca; Decapoda; Penaeidae
Source: RefSeq, a predicted model, not a curated record
AUGUUGAAAUUUCUAGAUUUGUGCAAACAGAAGGUUGCAUCACUUACCCGAAUCGUAGACCAAGAGAAAACCCAGACAUAUUCAGCGAAUGCGCACAGGCUUUCAACUGCACGGGGAAAUGGCAGAUUCAGCAGUAACAACUUGAAGCUCUCAGAGACAGUGGCGGCUGGGGAUAGCCCACAAUUGUCCAGCAGUCACGAUGCUAUCACAGAUAAUAUUCAAGCUCACGAUCAGCUAGUAACGAAGGAGGAAAGGAGGAGUGAAAAGGAAUACAAAGGAAAGCAUGAAGUCAAAUUCAACAAAUCAAUAAUGACAAAGCACAAAGUAUCGCCCACUAUAGAUUCACAGACAGAUGUCGAAAAACGCGUAAGCCCUACGUCGCUCUCGGCCAGAAAAGGCAAAAGUGGCAUAUCCAGAGACAGCAGCAGUGUGCGAAAUGAUGCGGCAACAGUUUCGAUUGUAAGCUCCCAAACAUCUGAAGAUCGGAAAUCGAAUACCACUCGCCUUGCACACAACAAUAAAAAAGGGAGAAUAAGUUUUAAGGAAACUCCCCAGCAUGGAUCCACAACUCAAGAGAAGGCUCAUGCAAAGAAAAUAAAUUUUUUAUCGGCAUUUAACUCUUUCAUUCCAACUGAUCAUUUGAACUUUAGAGCUUUAACCGAUAAACGUCUCUUGUACCUGCAGACCGAAUGCCAAGCCCUGAAGCUGCCCAAGAGAAAAGGGAGAAAAACGGUACGCAAGAAAAUCGCCGUCCGCGAUCUUUUCAGCACUUGUGUUGCCCCGAAGGGAGGUUCUACUUCAUGGUAUGAACUGAGAGAGAAGUUAAAACAACACCGGUUUGAAGGGAAUACUCAGGCGGCUAUCCUCAGUGUAAGGCAUCCUCUCUCACGCUUGACAUCAGCUUAUAGAGACAAGUUCCUAAAUGGCAGCCCAAUUUCAGCAUAUGACGCUGCCUGGAAGAACGUCACACGAAGCAGUCAGUCUUGGCGCUACCGCUGGAGCGCCUACUGGCUUCCGGCGCUCGUCUCAAGGGGAGACGUCGAACCUUCGCUGUGGAUGGACAAGAGGAGACAUACAAAGGCAGUGAACAUGUCCGACGUGUGUAGGUCAACGCUGAUCUCGAAUCUGGCUGUUGUUAAGCAAUUUGAACGGGAUUAUAGACUCAACAUGAAAAAGUACAUCAGCAUCUUCAGCAACGUAACUUUCAGUUUUGAGGAUUUUCUCCGCCACAUACUUUGGACUUUUGAUCACGACAUCAUGGACCACCACUGGGCGCCCCAGAGCUGCUUGUGCGACCCAUGUGGACAGCACUACGACUACAUCCUCCACUUGGAGAACAUCGGGCAAGAGGCUCGACAUGUGUUCGAUGCCCUAGGUGUUCCUCAGGAGGUUCAGUUAGGAAGUGAUCAUGAUACCAAGAAGGCCCUCAGUGUGUCCGAAAAUGGAUAUUUCGAUGGCAUUGACAAAGCCUUAAUGACUAGACUCUAUGUACUUUAUAAAAACGACUUUAAUCUGUUCGGUUACCAGUAUUAGUCCAGUAAUCAGGAAAGUGGGAGGUCGGAGCCUAUCAGAUCAUGAGAGCCGCCCCCAUUCA